CGUGUCUGUCCAGCCUCGACGCGUUCUGGGGGGUAUCAGAGUCGUGGCGUUGCUGAAAUGAAUGCACCAGCAAGCCCAGAUCCAAUACUACUCAGUACCUCCCCUAAGCCUUCGGAUUCACCACCCAGGUCCACUACCCCACCCCUGCCCGCCGAAGUGGCGGUUCAUGGAAAACCUACUUUUUUCAUCGAAAUAUCCAAGCCACCUUCCUUUGAGAGAGACCUAUACGAACCCGUCCCAGAUAGCUUCAACGACGGAGUCUCGUUUGGUCGUGACGAUCUCAAAGCUAUAGCAGGUGAAUGGCGCGAGGGCAGGGCCUUGUAUUAUUAUGUGCGCUUCUCAGAUGGUCUUGCACACAAGCUUCCUGCGGCUGCAUUCAAAGCUCAGUACGAGGAUCUCGUUAACGAAUAUGAGCGGAACAAGUUGGAGGGUUCUCUUGAGGCAUUUGAUCCCUCCUCGAGCACUGUUCACAAGGACUCGCGAAUCAAGCAUAUAGUCACAAUAAACGGACACUCUGUCACAUCAAAGACGUUCACCGGCAGCAUACCUCAACUUUCAGACUCUGAACUUUCUCCGCUGACAGAAACGGAUGAUUCGGACGACGAAAACGACGACGAUUUUAGCGAGCCCACUUACCGUCUCCCUACUACAAGAAGCACCAAGGCCCUCAAACAGAGCAAACUACCUUUCAGCCCCAGAAAGUUAAGAAGGCCACUCCGGUCAUCACAGACAGUUUCCGAUUCGGAGGACGAGCUUGGAGGCUAUAGCGAUGUUGAGAUGGUCCCCACGAGACCAUCGACUCGUGCUAGGAAGGCUGCACGUUUGAACCUCAAUGACGACUUUGAUAAUGAAACCAUGAGUACAGAUGACGAGGAAGGUUCGGACCGCAGGUUUGCCAAGUUAGAUGCUACGAAGAAGCCUAAGAAGCGGCGUCCCGUCCCAUCUCACCCAGCUUACGGUCAUUUUCGAGACAUUAAUGACCUUGACUUUGAUCCAUAUGACGACGAAGACACUGCUUCUCUUCGUGCACAUAGGGAAGUCUGUGAGAAAUGCCACGAAGGCCCUGCUCAUGAGUUGCUGAGAGCAGCAAUGAAGCCCAAAAGGGGUCGCCACAGGAGGAACAGUGACGCUGACCUGGAAGAGAACGAGGAAGAGCAGAUUCGGCACCUGGGUGGCUGGGUUCGAUGCCUCAAGUGCCCUGUGGCCGCUCACUGGCGAUGCCUGGCGAGCACCCAAAGGGAUGAGAUUACGAGAGCUGCUCAUUCUCGUGAUAAGGAGAGAAAAGAUCACGAGCACAUACAGGAUAUAUCUGCUGCAAAUGGAUUGCCAGAUAGAAAGGAGCUUGGUAUCGACCAAACCACCGAGUUCAUCUGUGGUGCUUGCAUGAAAGGUGGCAUAUGCAUGGGAUGCGGCGAAGUAGCUUUGGAACCUCGGCAACAUAUUGGCGAUCCGAUUGCACCGAAGGAAUCUAGUCCUUCAGCGCAACUGGUCGUCGAUGUCACCGCUGAAGUUGAGAAGCCUAUUGAUAGCAAUCAUGCUACAGCUUCUGGCGCACUGAAGCCCUCAAGAGAGCUUCUAUUUCGUUGCGUCUCAUGCAAGAGGCUUGCCCAUUAUCAGCACUUACCCGAUCCUGACAAUGACGAACCAUCGUACUCAGAUGCAGAACGGGCAGAGCACUACCAGUCGAACAACGACUGGCAGUGUGCCGAUUGCGCAUCCUUCGUUUAUCCUUUGGACAAGAUACUUGCUUGGCGUUUCUUUCCGCCAGAUGCGACGGAACCCAAGUCAGUGGACUAUACGCCGGACAUCAAGGCUUCUCUGCCUAGGGAAUACUUGGUGAAAUGGUCAGAAAGGAGUUACCGCAGAGUUCAAUGGGUCCCUCACAUGUGGCUUGUCUCUACCCAUUUCGCAAAGCUCAAAAACUUUCUGGCCAGUGGCCCUAAAGUUGAGCUACUAGAAGACCCUGUCAUGACUUCUGGGGAUACUGAGACUGACAAAACCACCUUUGAGCCUGGGAUUGUUACAGCGCCGAAAGUUCAACGCCGAACUAAACUAGAUCAUUUCGCACCUCAACCACUAAAGGACGCGGAACUUCGAAUUCCACCAGUGUGGAAGACAGUCGACCGUGUUUUGGAUGUGCAACUCUGGCAUCCGCCCGCUGCGAUGGAAAUGCGCCGCCGUCAGCGUCAGUAUAUUGCAACUAGCGAUGAUGACGAUACGGUCACCAUGCCUAAGGGUCUUCAAUUGCAAUGGGAGCGUGCCUUCAACGACGGCGAGCAGCCGGACAACGCUUUACUGGAAUCUGUCGACGAGUGGGAGACCAGGACCAAACGCAAGUUAGACAAGGAAGACAUCAAUCAAGUUGUAUGGGCAUUUAUCAAAUGGGAGGAUCUCGGGUACGAGGAAGUGACCUGGGACUCGCCGCCCCGUCCCGGCGAGCCAGGAUAUUCCGCAUUUGAACGGGCUUUCGUAUCCUUCCUUGAGUCUCGUACUAUUUCCGUCCUUAAAUCCCCAAAGGAAAUGCAGAGACUUGAUAAUCGACGCCGUGAUGGUUAUGCGUCGCAUGUUAUCGAUUCAACAACAGAAGAACAGCCAAAGUUGGGACAGAGUGAUCAGUUGAAACUGAUGAAAUUCCAGAUCGAUGGGCUAAACUGGCUCUGUGAUAACUGGUGGAUUCGGCAGCCAUGCAUAUUAGCCGACGAAAUGGGACUCGGAAAAACAGUGCAAAUAGUAACUUUUCUAGGGAGGCUGGUCGGCGAAUUCAAAGCUGCUCCGGCUUUGGUUGUCGUUCCCAACAGCACGAUUACUAAUUGGGUCCGGGAGUUCUCUCGUUGGGCGCCGAGACUCAGAGUGGUACCAUUUUAUGGCGAAGCUAAGUCGAGGGACGUGGUCAUUCAGUACGAACUGUUCCAUGGUUCGACCAAACGUGGAGCAGCGAAUCCGAAAUACCACGUGCUGAUCACGACCUAUGAGACUGUAACCAGUAACCGUGAUUUUGCUGUCGUUUUCAGAAAUAUCCCUCGCUGGGAAGUUCUGGUGGUGGAUGAAGGUCAACGACUCAAGAGCGACACGAGUUUGUUGUUCCGGAAGCUCAACGAGCUAAAUGUCGUGCACCGCGUCAUCAUGACAGGAACCCCGUUGAACAACAACAUCCGGGAACUUUUCAACUUAAUGAAUUUCCUCGAUCCAAAUCAAUGGAACGACCUCGAAACCCUUGCUAAGGAGUACGAGGUCCUCAACGAAGACCUUGUCCGGCAACUCCACGCAAGACUGAAGCCAUACUUUUUGCGCCGUAUCAAGAGUGAUGUCCUCCAACUUCCUCCAAAGAACGAGGUUAUUGUCCCAGUCUCGAUGAGUCCGUUACAGAAAGAGGUUUACCGUUCUAUCCUAAGCCAAAACCUGCAAAUCCUCAGUAACCUCGUACGAUCCUCGUCUGCAGCCGUGCAGCAUGGCCGGUCGCUGUCGAUCAAGGCCAAUUUGAACAACCUAUUGAUGCAACUGCGAAAAUGCCUGCAACACCCGUAUCUUAUCUCAGAUACCAUAGAACCCGCAGGUCUACCCCUUGCUGAGGCUCACGAGAGAUUGAUUAGCGCAAGCGCUAAACUUCGACUGCUAAAGUGCUUGUUACCCAAGCUGAAAGCACGCGGUCAUCGCGUCUUGUUAUUUAGUCAGUUUGUCCUGGUGCUCGAUAUUGUGGAGGACUUCUUGACAGGAGAAGGCUACAAGUUUUUAAGACUGGACGGGGACACGAAGCAAAGCGUUAGGCAGAAAGGCAUGGACGAAUUCAAUCAGCCUGACUCCGACGUCUUCAUAUAUAUCCUCACUACACGUGCCGGAGGUGUCGGCAUCAAUCUCUACACGGCAGAUACUGUGAUCAUAUUUGACCCGGACUUCAACCCCCACCAGGAUUUGCAAGCAAUUUCCCGUUCGCAUCGGUAUGGUCAACAGAAGACUUGUCUUGUUUUCAAACUCAUGGUCAAAGACUCUGCUGAGGAAAAAAUAAUGCAAGCUGGGAAGAAGAAGCUUGUCCUCGACCACCUGAUCGUCCAGAAGAUGGAUGACGAUGAGAAUGGCGCAGGGGAUUUGGAGUCAAUACUAACUUUUGGUGCAAAGGAGCUUUUCGAAGAAAACGACCAAAAUGCGCGUGACAUAGUGUAUACCGACAAUGACCUUGAUAAACUCAUCGAGAAGACUGAGGUUGAAGGGGAACAAGAAGAAGUUACAAAGGACGGGGGCUUGAAGUUCAGUUUUGCAAAGGUAUGGGCCGCAAAUAAGGGCACGUUCGAGGAUAUUGGCAAUGAGACACCGGAACCUCACGAUGAUUCAUGGGCCCAAACUUUACAACGCAUAGCGGUGGCGAAGAAUACAUCCCAAGUACACGAAGCGACGGGCCGCGGAGUUCGUCGCAAGGCAGCGGCGUCUUUCCCUCAGCAACGGCUGGAUCAUAUAGAGGGUUUGGAAGAUAGCCCCCAGGCGAGCAAGAAGAGAUGGAAGAAGGACCGUUCGUCCAAACCUGGCACAUCUUCGGAUUCUGAUGCAUGGGCUGCAUCCAAUCAUGCUGAAGAUUCUGACUCUUCUGUGGUAUCCAUGAAUGCGGAACCAGACCCCUCCAUGAAGCGUAAGAGGCGCGAAAUCCACGGAUUGACAACAGGUGUCCAGACUAUCCAACGCGACGUUGGCCAGAAGUGUGGCCUCUGCGAUAGUGUUCAUGCCGGCACAUGCACGAUGACCGAAAACUCAAUAAAUCUGGUGGAAUAUCGCGCGAUGCUGCUUCAUUCAAAUGAUGAGCCAGCAGAAACAAGGAAUGCCGCAAUCGAAGCGAUAGACCAAGAGCUUCAACGACGUGGACAAUGGCAUUUGAUAGUUGGUCAAAUGCCAAGACCUACAAAGACGACCGCUAAGAAGAAGACAACACAGAAAUGGGCUUCGAAUCCCCCGCUUGCGGUGUCCUCGUCCCAUACUCUGGGUGGUCUGUCAUCCCAACCCCGCAAGUUUCCUCCUGUUGCAGUGCCACCGUCCGCUCCUGCCACUGACGUACGAGCCCCCGUACCCCGACUCCAACCACCGCUGUUUGCGAGCAAACCAUCUACCCUGAUUCCCUACCAGAACAAACAAGGGAAGGGAGCUGACCGUUUCCAAAUGCUAAGCAACUCCCAUCCUGAUUCUUCCACUCUUCCGUCAAAGCGCGAAAGGUCGCCUCACGCCGAAGUAGGGAUGGUCCCAAAGAAGCCCAAACCAGCCACAUCAGUCCGGUGUGUGGUAUGCCGAGGACCUUAUCAUUUGGUUAAGGAUUGUCCAGUGGUCGCCGAGGGCCCGACAAGCAUUGCGAGGCAGAUAGUGCGGUUAUCUGAAGACCCGACUCACGGGCACACUGUCAGUGUUCUUAGGCACCUUCUAGAGAAGCAAAGACGAUAAUAAACCUCUCUAGGAAAGGGACGGCUCACCCCAGUCUUGACUCCAGUGUAAUAUAGAGCACCAGACAUAGCGUACUGCAUGUUAUUAAUUACAGGCGUCAAUAAGCGAG
Messenger RNA from Pisolithus orientalis, 5524 nucleotides. RefSeq names its product SNF2 family DNA-dependent ATPase. The record is from RefSeq and is a predicted model, not a curated record. The transcript is spliced from 21 exons. Gene Ontology annotation, molecular function: ATP-dependent chromatin remodeler activity; chromatin binding; ATP binding. The coding region runs from base 58 to 5415 and encodes 1785 amino acids. NCBI's taxonomy places the organism in Eukaryota, Fungi, Basidiomycota, Agaricomycetes, Boletales, Pisolithaceae. Gene Ontology annotation, cellular component: chromatin; nucleus. Gene Ontology annotation, biological process: chromatin remodeling; negative regulation of transcription by RNA polymerase II.